Messenger RNA from Paramecium sonneborni, 1133 nucleotides. The record is from the annotation of a GenBank genome assembly. NCBI's taxonomy places the organism in Eukaryota, Ciliophora, Oligohymenophorea, Peniculida, Parameciidae.
AUGCUAAUUAUAAUUUUAAUAUUAGGAAGCAUAAAUGCUUCAUGCAUAGAUAGAAGAAUAGAACAAUGUUUAGUAUUAAACUAAAGUGAUGAAGAAUAAUGUUAGAUCUCUUCUGGUGAAUGUUCAUCUAGAUCAGACUUAUGUGAUGAGAUAGAUGCUUCAUAUCCUUUGAAUUGUAAUACAUCCUAAUGUUACUAUGAGAAAUAUUUAAAUAGAUGCAUGGUAAUGUUAAUAGAUUAUAGUAGGACAUAAAGAAAUCUCGAAUUCUUGAAGAGAUAGCAGAAAGAGGAGGUGGUGGAAGAGGAGGCAAUAAUGGAGGUAGAGGAGGAGAUAAUGAUGUUAGAAAUGGACAUCAUCAUAAUGAAGAUUCUCAUCAGCAAGAAUAAAAUCGACCAUCAGUAUUGAUAUACAUUUUUUUUAAUAGACAUAAUAAUAACCAUCCUAGCCAUAUUAACCAUAUUAGCCAUAAUAACCUUACUAGCCAUAAUAACCAUAUUAACCAUAAUAACCAUAUUAACCAUAAUAACCAUAUUAGCCUUAAUAACCAUAACAACCACAACAACCAUAAUAGCCAUAAUAACCAUAAUAACCAUAAUAACCAUAAUAGCCAUAAUAACCAUAAUAACCAUAAUAACCAUAAUAGCCAUAAUAGCCAUAAUAACCAUAAUAACCAUAAUAACCAUAAUCUCCUCCUUAUCCAUAAUAACCUUAAUAACCAUUUAAUCCAGAAUAAUAACCAUAAGAACCACAUUAAACUGAUCCUAAUAUAAAUGGAAAGUAAAUUUAUAUUUUUUAAUAAGUUAAAAUGUCAAUUAAGAUAGUAAUGGAUAAACCAUCAAUAAUUCCCAAUAAGAUGAUGAUGAUUCAAGUUAAGGUAAAUACAUUAUUAAUUAAUUAAGAAUCUUAAAACAUGUAGAAUGAGAAUAAUGAAAAUUCAGAAAGUAAAUAUGAAAAUAAUAUUGAUUGUAGUUGCUAGUUUGAAUAAUUUAAGGAUUGAAAAAUCAAUUUAGGAAGAUAUUAGACAUAAAAUCUAAGAAGCUGAAAAUGAGAAGUAGAUAGAGAUAAAGAAUUAUUAAGGAAUUGGUUUAAUUUUAUCAUUUGCUUUAAUGAUAAUUUGGAUAUGAUCAUUAUUU